Molecule: messenger RNA, 1630 nt
Organism: Dendronephthya gigantea
Lineage: Eukaryota; Metazoa; Cnidaria; Anthozoa; Malacalcyonacea; Nephtheidae
Product: acid ceramidase-like
Exons: 17
Coding region: 271-1440 (389 amino acids)
Biological process (GO): fatty acid metabolic process
Cellular component (GO): lysosome
Molecular function (GO): fatty acid amide hydrolase activity; N-acylsphingosine amidohydrolase activity
Source: RefSeq, a predicted model, not a curated record
UGUCAUAUGUCGAAACCUUGUCGUGGACACAAAAAAAAAAUGUCAACAUAUCGCAUAAAAUCAAAUUGAUUGCACUUGUCAAUCCGUGAGAGAACCUUGUUAGUUCUCCUCUAUUUAGUGGUAUAGUCGGGGUUCAGAUUCACCGACGUCGCUCGUUAUACUGCUGACAGCCUGACCCAGCCUGACUGAUCUAUUCCUGUAGUAGCUUCUGUCAGUGAAAUUGUGGAAGCAGCCGGAACUCACAAUCUGAGGUAUCAGAGAAGACAAACCAUGGCUCUCGCGACUCUUACAAGAUUUGGAUUCUUGUUUCUGGUUUUCUGCAGCGCAUAUUCAAUGACGGCUCAAAAGACCGUUUGCAACCAUCAAUCAUAUCCUCCACCUGAUAAAGAUAAAGUUGAUACAGUUGUAAUUGAUCUUGAUCUGGAACCAGAAGAGAGAUGGAAAGAUAUAACUCUGAAGAAAAAACCAGAAAUUCUUGCCUUGGCAAAAGAAAUUAAGAACUUUACAAGUUUUAUUUUCGAUGGAAAGCUGUUCGAUUAUGUCGACAAAUUUUUGCCCAUACUUAUGCGUUCGUUACCCGAUCCCUAUGGUCGUGAAAUCAAGGGCAUUUCGUCUGCGACCGGUAUCCCAUUAGGAGAAAUUCUCCUUUUCAACAUUUUCUACGAGUUAACAGUCGCCUGCACUUCUAUUAUUGCCGAAACUCCGUCAGGGAAAUUGUUCCAUGCUCGUAAUCUUGAUUUUGGCCUGUUUGAUGGGUGGGAUGUUCGAACCAACACAUGGGCCAUGGCGGAAGCAUUACGUCCUCUUGUACUUAAUUUCGACUUUCAACGAAAAGGAAAGACCGUUUAUAUCACAACUGGAUUUCCAGGAUUUGUUGGAGCGUUCACUGGAUUUAGGCCAGGAGAGAUUACCAUUACAAUGAACUCGCGGUUCUCAACAGCCGGAGGAAAGAUUGGUUUGUUGGAGUGGAUCAUGGGAGAGCGGGAUUCGCACUGGACAACUUUCCUGGUUAGAAAUGUUCUUGAUAGUGGCGUUGGCUUUGAUGAUGCAGAAAAGUUGCUUUCAAAUACCAAAACGUUAGCACCUUGUUAUUAUCUUCUUGGCGGCAACAGUUCGGGGCAGGGAAUGAUUAUUUCACGUUCUCGAACGAAGUCAUUAUACCCCUUGAGCAUGGACCAGGGUAAAAGUGGAUGGUAUCUAUUACAAACUAAUUAUGAUCACUGGAAAAAUCCGUUGAUUAUCGAUGAUCGGCGUACACCUGGGAACGAGUGCAUGGAGGAAAUGACCCAAACGAACGUUGGCUUUAAAGGAAUUUUCAAUGUUUUAUCAACUAUUCCUGUAUUAAACAAGUUGACGAGUUAUACUGCUAUUAUGCAUGUGAGCACGGGUGAAGUGAGGACUUAUCGAAGAUAUUGUCGUGAUCCUUGCUUUCCUUGGUGAAUAAGAUUAGACUUGACAAAUUUAUCAUGUUAAUUGGGUAGAUUUGGGCUUAUUGGGCUGUAUAUUGAAUUGUCUUACACUAGAAAAAAAGCAUAUUCAAACUAUAUACAUAGAUACUAGGAAUAACUAAUUGAUUAUUUGCCUCAAAAUGCUAAUAAAUGGUUGCUAUAUCACUUAAUAAAGAGCAUCU